AUAAAAGAGGGGAUGCUGAUGAAACAGACCAGCUCCUUCCAGCGUUGGAAGAGACGUUAUUUCAAGCUGCGAGGACGAACGCUCUACUAUGCAAAAACUGCUAAGUCCAUUAUUUUUGAUGAGGUGGAUCUGACAGAUGCCAGUGUGGCAGAAUCCAGCACCAAGAAUGUCAACAACAGCUUCACGAUUAUCACUCCAUGUCGGAAGCUCAUCCUUUGUGCUGAUAACAGAAAAGAGAUGGAAGAUUGGAUUGCAGCACUGAAGACUGUACAAAACCGAGAACAUUUUGAGUCUACCCAGUACAGCAUGGACCACUUCUCAGGGAUGCAUAACUGGUACGCCUGCUCACAUGCUCGGCCAACGUACUGCAAUGUGUGUCGGGAGGCAUUGUCUGGAGUCACCUCACAUGGGCUCUCAUGUGAAGUGUGCAAGUUCAAAGCCCACAAGCGGUGUGCUGUGCGGGCAACCAAUAAUUGCAAGUGGACAACUCUGGCUUCUAUUGGGAAGGAUAUCAUUGAGGAUGAAGAUGGGAUCUCAAUGCCACAUCAGUGGUUGGAAGGAAACCUGCCUGUGAGUGCCAAAUGCACUGUGUGUGAUAAAACCUGCGGCAGUGUCUUACGAUUGCAAGACUGGCGCUGCCUGUGGUGCAAAGCCAUGGUACACACAGCAUGUAAAGAGUUGUUGCCAAACAAGUGCCCUCUUGGGCUGUGCAAAGUAUCUGUCAUUCCUCCUACUGCUCUUAACAGCAUUGAUUCAGAUGGUUUCUGGAAAGCUACUUGUCCCCCUUCUUGCACAAGCCCUUUGUUAGUCUUUGUCAACUCAAAAAGUGGAGACAACCAAGGUGUAAAAUUUCUACGAAGAUUCAAACAACUACUAAAUCCAGCCCAGGUCUUUGACCUCAUGAAUGGAGGACCUCACCUUGGUUUGCGCUUAUUCCAGAAAUUUGACACUUUCCGGAUUCUAGUUUGCGGUGGGGACGGAAGUGUUGGCUGGGUUCUCUCCGAAAUUGAUAGCCUCAAUCUUCACAAGCAGUGCCAGCUGGGAGUGCUGCCCUUGGGAACAGGGAAUGACCUUGCCCGUGUGUUAGGCUGGGGGUCUGCUUGUGAUGAUGAUACCCAGCUCCCACAGAUCCUGGAGAAGCUGGAGAGGGCAAGUACGAAAAUGCUGGACAGGUGGAGCAUCAUGGUGUAUGAAACCAAACUCCCUCGCCAGGCCUCCACUUCUACAGUCACUGAAGAUUUCAGUGAGGAUUCUGAGGUGCAGAAGAUUCUCUUCUAUGAAGACUCUGUGGCUGCUCAUUUGUCCAAAAUUUUGACGUCUGACCAACACUCAGUGGUCAUCUCCUCAGCCAAGGUGCUUUGUGAGACAGUGAAGGAUUUUGUAGCCUAUGAGAAGGCAACAGAGAGCUCAGAGGAAUCAGAGGUCAUGGCCAGGAAGUGCUCUGUCCUGAAAGAGAAGCUGGACUCGUUGCUGAAGACACUGAAUGAUGAAUCUCAAGCAUCUUCAUCUCUGCCAAACCCUCCUCCCACCAUUGCAGAGGAAACCGAAGAUGGUGAUGCAUCAGGCAGUGCUUGUGAUUCUUCUAGCGACCGGUCAGUGGGUUCAUCAUGCACUGCACGGCCCCAGAUAUUUCGUCCCCGAGAACAGCUCAUGUUGAGAGCCAACAGCCUGAAAAAAGCCAUUCGUCAGAUAAUAGAGCAUGCAGAAAAAGCUGUAGAUGAGCAGAAUGCCCAGACCCAGGAGCAAGAGGGCUUCCUCCUUAGCCUCUCAGCCUCUGAAGAGGGCAAGGAGCUGAGGAAUGAGGAUAAGAUCUCUCUGCAGUCAUCACACAGCAGCAGCUAUGGAGUGUCCAAAGGGAGGAGCCAGCGGAAAGCGUCCAAGUCUCCUUGUGAAAGACUAAUAAACAAAGGAAGUUUGUCACUGGGCAGCUCUGCAUCUCUUCCUCCCCAGACAGGAAACCGAGAUAACUUGCCAAUGCUCAACACAAAAAUUCUCUACCCAAGUAUCCGUGCUGGUAUGUCUGGUUCUUUGCCUGGGAGCUCUGUCAUCAGCCGGUUGUUGAUCCAUGCUGAUCCCUUUAACUCUGAGCCUGAAAACCUUGAAUGUUACACAGAGAAGUGUGUCAUGAAUAAUUAUUUUGGAAUUGGUCUGGAUGCAAAGAUUUCUUUGGACUUCAACAACAAACGUGAUGAGCACCCAGAGAAGUGCAGAAGUCGUACUAAAAACAUGAUGUGGUACGGAGUAUUGGGGACCAAGGAGCUGCUACACAGAACGUAUAAAAACCUGGAGCAGAAAGUCUUGCUGGAGUGUGAUGGGAGGCCAAUCCCUUUGCCCAGUCUCCAGGGAAUUGCUGUACUCAACAUUCCCAGCUACGCAGGAGGCACCAACUUCUGGGGGGGAACCAAGGAAGAUGACACAUUUACAGCCCCCUCCUUUGAUGACAAGAUUUUGGAGGUGGUGGCAGUGUUCGGUAGCAUGCAGAUGGCAGUGUCACGGGUGAUAAACCUACAGCAUCAUCGCAUUGCGCAGUGUCGAACAGUGAAGAUAGCAAUCCUUGGAGAAGAGGGAGUUCCUGUGCAAGUGGAUGGAGAAGCCUGGAUCCAGCCUCCAGGUUACAUUUGGAUUGUUCACAAGAACAGGGCACAAACCCUCACCCGAGACAGGGCAUUUGAGAGCACCCUGAAGUCCUGGGAGGAUAAACAGAAGUGUGAGUUGUCCCGACCCUCCUCUUUCUCUCUGCAACCAGAGAUCAUGUCUGAAGAAGAAUCCACCCAGAUCAACCAGUUUGGUCAAGCUGCAGGUGCUCUGAUCCACAGCAUUCGGGAAAUAGCCCAAUCCUAUCAGGACAUGGAACAGGAGCUUGCCCAUGCUGUCAAUGCCAGCUCCAAGUCUAUGGACAAAGUCUACGCUAAAUCCAAGUCUACAGAGGGUCUGAACUGCAGCCUUGUUGUAGAGAUGGUGAAUAAUGUCAAAGCCCUGCAUAAUGAGACAGAGCUGCUGCUGGCAGGCAAGAUGGCACUGCAAUUAGAUCCUCCACAGAAGGAGCAGCUCCAAGCAGCCCUGGCAGACAUGGACCUCCAGCUGAGGAAACUGGCAGACAUCCCUUGGCUGUGGCAGCUUAUGGAGCCUUGUGAUGAAGAGAACCAGAUGCUGGAUUAUUCUAAACGCAGCCGCAGUGGCAAAUUCCGGCUGGUGACCAAGUUUAAAAAGGAGAAGAACAACAAAAACAAGGAGACUCAUAGUAGCAUGGGAUUGCCGGUUCACCUCUGGGGAACGGAGGAGGUUGCGGCCUGGCUUGAGCAUCUCAGUCUUUGUGAGUAUAAGGAUAUCUUCAUCCGGCAUGACGUCCGGGGCUCUGAGCUCCUGCACCUCGAACGGAGGGACCUCAAGGACCUGGGUGUGACCAAAGUAGGUCACAUGAAGAGGAUACUGCAUGGGAUCAAGGAACUGAGCCGGAGUAUUCCUGCCAGCGAGGUUUAACCUCUGUUUUCACAGCCUGUGUCUACCAUUCCCCCUAACUGUACAGCAGUCACCUCACAGAGCAGAUGUGCUCACAACUGUCUCUACUGAACAGCCAAAUUGUGGCUGUUCAGGGCUCAUAUCAACCAAGCAUGGUGCUACCUUUUUUCCUGUGGGGUACGGCUGUAUCCAGUCAAGAGGCGCAUUAUCUGCAGUCAGGCAGAGCCUCCAAGAAGAGAAUUCACUUGCUGUUUGAAGAACCAUGUCCUCCAACGUGGGAAGUUCUGGUUCCAGUGACAAUGCAGGACUCCUGAGAAUUGCAACACAGCUACCUUUACUGGAUAACUUCAUCACAGUAGAAUUAUUCAGGGCAAAAGAUAUAUUGGCCAGUCUUAUAGUUCAGGAGCAUCUGACAGUCUUUUCAGACUCAAAACUUUUCCCCUCAUCUGUGUCGCACCUGUAUCUUAGAGCAUUUAAGUGGGACA
Nestor notabilis (Kea) is the source of this 3944-nucleotide messenger RNA. It is a transcript of the gene DGKD, whose product is annotated as diacylglycerol kinase, delta 130kDa. The record is from RefSeq and is a predicted model, not a curated record. The transcript has 29 exons. NCBI's taxonomy places the organism in Eukaryota, Metazoa, Chordata, Aves, Psittaciformes, Psittacidae. Gene Ontology annotation, molecular function: ATP-dependent diacylglycerol kinase activity; protein homodimerization activity; protein heterodimerization activity. Gene Ontology annotation, biological process: diacylglycerol metabolic process; intracellular signal transduction; lipid phosphorylation. The coding region runs from base 13 to 3480 and encodes 1155 amino acids.